This is a messenger RNA of Fomitiporia mediterranea MF3/22, 858 nucleotides long. RefSeq lists its product as uncharacterized. Lineage: Eukaryota; Fungi; Basidiomycota; Agaricomycetes; Hymenochaetales; Hymenochaetaceae. The annotation marks the transcript as partial. Gene Ontology annotation, biological process: peroxisome fission. The transcript has 6 exons. Gene Ontology annotation, cellular component: peroxisomal membrane. The record is from RefSeq and is a predicted model, not a curated record.
AUGUCGACUUCAAAGGAGCUCACUAUUGCUAGACUAAAUGACCUUAUUCUCGGCUUAUUCUCCAGAGCACCGACCUCGGGGACACUCGACCAUGCCGUUAGGUACCUUAGCACAUGGAGCGGCAGCGACAAGUUUUUCAUGAUCAUACAAUAUAUUUUGAAACUUGUCAUACCAUGGCUGGACAUGCGAGCUAGACUACAGUAUCGGUCCGGAAUGAGAAAAGACUCUACUAGCACUGCUUCAGCUGCGUUAUCAAAGCUCUAUUCGAAAAUAGGGGAAUCGAGGAUGCUUUGGAGAUUCUGGGGCCUACUUCCAAUAUACCAAUGGCUCACCUCACUUGAACGUAUGCCUCCACCAACAAGAGAGCUCCUAACUGUCGAACGAAUCCAAGGAUGGUCUAUGCUCUUCUAUUAUCCUUUCGAACACCUCUUCUAUCUCCGCACUCACGGAAUCCUCCCAGAGCGAAUCUCGCUGUCCAUCCCCUUCGCGAAGAACCUCUCGGUAAAAUUAAACACGUCGAAGCUAGCGCUUUGGUCAACACGCGCAUGGGCGGUAUACGUCUUCCUGCAUUUCAUACACCUGCGCGAAGAUGCGCGAUUGUUGAGAUUACGCGAGCGUGCGCUUGCAAAGUCGAAGAGCAACGGCGACGCAGAGGCGGAAAAAAGAGAUCUUGCUAGGAGGAAAUUGGCACUCAAGAACGAGUUCAUUGAGAACUUGGGUAACCUUCCGCUUACGAUUCAUUGGUCGCUAGAACGAGGUCUGUUCUCAAACGAGGUCUGGGUCGGAAUAUUCGGACUCAUCGCGGGUCUUGCAUCAUUUGCAAACGGCUGGUAUGCAACCGCCCUCCCCCCAUCUCCA